Camponotus floridanus (Florida carpenter ant) is the source of this 2631-nucleotide messenger RNA. RefSeq names its product proto-oncogene tyrosine-protein kinase ROS-like. Gene Ontology annotation, molecular function: ATP binding; protein binding; transmembrane receptor protein tyrosine kinase activity. Gene Ontology annotation, cellular component: signaling receptor complex; membrane. Gene Ontology annotation, biological process: positive regulation of kinase activity; multicellular organism development; regulation of TOR signaling. The record is from RefSeq and is a predicted model, not a curated record. Bases 104 to 2539 code for a protein of 811 amino acids. NCBI's taxonomy places the organism in Eukaryota, Metazoa, Arthropoda, Insecta, Hymenoptera, Formicidae. The transcript has 5 exons.
AAUAAUAAAAACUGAUUACGAUGGAAUAAUCGAGCAAAUUGUUUCGAUAAAUGCAUCUUUUUGCUCUUCAAAACUUUAUCAUGCUGCUCGAACUUUCAAAGAUAUGAUAAUUGAUAACAUGAAUAAUAAGGAACCGUCAAUUUACUGGUUAAGUGAUGAUUACAUAUUUGUGACAGACAUUGACAUUUCUAUGUGCAAUACAAUUUUACACAACGAAAACAUGCGUGAUAACAUCCUAUUCAAAUCUAUGACGAUUGACAAAACAAACAUCUACAUUUUACCAUUUCGAAAACAUUAUAAGGCCAUGUUUCCAUAUAUGUACGUUUUGAAAAAGAAAUAUGCAAGUUUCAAGAGCGUAAAUGCAGCUGAAUAUGUUGAAAAGACAAUAAUAGAAAAAUCAUAUCAAAUGUUUUAUAAAAUUUAUGCUUUUGAUAAAUCUGUACAACCAUAUUCUCCAGCUAUAUCAAUGAGAUGUCUGACACCUUAUGAAAAAGUUUACAAUUUUGAGAAUGUGUCUGCAACGGCAAACAGCAUCUUUGUAAAUCUUCCGGAGCCGGUUGUAAAGAGUGGAUGCAAAAGAUAUAAUUUACCGACUACUAUAUAUACUAUCUCUGUAAGCCAGCAUUGUGUAGACAAAAAUCUCAACAAGUCUGAAGAAUUCAAUGUGCAGACGUGCGAGCAAUAUUACGAGAUUCAGAAUUUAAUACCGUUUACAGACUAUAAGUUGAAAUUUACUUUAAAAAAUGUUUACUUUGAUCAAUUAUCAAUAAAUCCAUUCGAUUCGAAUGUGAUACCAAUAAAAAUUAAUUCGGGCAAGCUUAAUGCACCAGAAAACAUAAGUGUUUUAGUUUUGACGCCUACUAUAGCAGUAGUUCAUUGGAUGCCACCCAAGAAAUUAAACUGUGCGGACCUGACUUACGAAGUGCAUUGGACGUCAGUUAUAUUUGUGAACGGCAUACAACAAAAGAGCAAACAAUUUAUUAAUAUGCCGAAACGUAUGGUAGAUGGCAGAUUUUUCACAAAGAUUAACUUGUCGCUACCAGUACAAGAUUACUUGAUAUACGUGCGUGUGUACCCAAUUAAUUCAAGCGAUUUGUACAACGAGAGUUUAAGCAAGAUCGUUCACAUAUCCUCAGAACCAAACAAUAUUACUUUGGACGAGGUCGACAUAAAUAGCAUGAUCAUUUCAUGGAUCUCCAACAUUAAUCUGACGAUCUUUUGUAUACUGGAAUACAAAGAGAUUGCAGCAGAAAAGUGGCAAACAAUGAAGAAUUUUAAAACGAAUUAUAAAGAUAAAGUAAUGUACUAUGUCAAAAAUUUACAAUCGGGAACUUUAUACAAGUUUCGCUUGAUAUUGAGAUAUCUCGAAUAUGAUGAAACUUUUAUAUGGCCGGCUGAUGAAAGAUUUAUUUUUUCAACACGUGGUAGCAAACGUGAUAUUCCGAGCACUCCUGGAAUAAUAGCGAAUAAAUAUGACUUAUUAUUGAUGUUAAGUUUCAUGGUUAUAGUUCCUAUAAUCUGCGUUUUCUACAUUUAUCGUUUGUAUCGUCAACGCAGAGGUAAUAAUGAACAAUUUUUGUCUUCAACAAUGACCGAUAUAGAAUUGGCGAUUCUACAUGAAGUACCUUGGCGAAACACUCUAGAUGAAUGUGCGAUAACUAAAAUCGCACGAAAUCAAAUAACACUUACAAAACAUCUUGGUAGCGGCGCAUUCGGAACGGUGUUUCAAGGAAAGGUGAAGGAUUUAGAAAAAUCGGGCACAGAGAUAUCCGUUGCAAUAAAAACGCUUCGAAAAGAUGCUUCUUCCCAUGAGAAAGAGAAAUUGUUAAAGGAAGCCAAGCUUAUGAAUCAUUUUCAACACAAACAUAUAUUAAAAUUGUUUGCCGUUUGUUUAGAUGGAGAUUCUCCGUUACUAGUGUUGGAAUUGAUGGAAACUGAUCUGUUAAAAUAUUUGAGAGAAUGUCGAAAUUUGCAAGCGUCAGAUUCGCCUGCUCUGCGUUUACAAGAUUUGCUCGCCAUGUGCGAAGAUGUUGCGCGAGGUUGUUGUUACUUGGAAGAGUUGCGUUUCGUACAUAGAGAUCUAGCGUGUCGCAAUUGUUUAGUAUCUUCGAGAAAUCGCGAGAAUCGUGUCAUCAAAAUUGGAGAUUUUGGACUAGCUAGAAAUAUCUACAAGGAUGAUUAUUAUCGCAUGACAGGAGAAUGUUGGUUUCCUAUUCGCUGGAUGGCACCCGAAUCUUUGAUGAUCAGAAUAUUUACUUCUCAAAGCGAUGUUUGGUCAUUUGGGGUAUUAAUGUGGGAAAUUACAUCGUUGGGUGAGAAACCUUAUGUUGCCAAGACUGAUAAAGAAGUAAUAAAUUAUGUACGUGCUGGAGGCAGGUUACCGAUGACUCUUAACUGUCCGUCAUCUUUGUACCAGUUGAUGCUACGUUGCUGGAGUGCAGCGGAUGCUAGACCUAAUUUCGAAUUUUGUCUGAAAAGUAUUACAGCAUUAAGAAAGAACAUAGAGGAUGCCUUACUAAGUCCAGUCGAUACUAUUUAGCCGAUAUAUUUAAAUUAAUGUUUAUCUUAUUUUCCAAACGAUUCAAUAAAUCUUAAUGUACAAAAAAUAUUUCUAGGAUAUUUCUAAAUUGA